Molecule: messenger RNA, 4360 nt
Organism: Pogonomyrmex barbatus (red harvester ant)
Lineage: Eukaryota; Metazoa; Arthropoda; Insecta; Hymenoptera; Formicidae
Gene: dnr1
Product: E3 ubiquitin-protein ligase defense repressor 1
Biological process (GO): ubiquitin-dependent protein catabolic process
Cellular component (GO): cytoskeleton
Molecular function (GO): ubiquitin-protein transferase activity
Source: RefSeq, a predicted model, not a curated record
AUGCGGGGAGAGCUGUUUGUAAAAAUUCGCGCCGCAUUCGGAAAACAAGCCGAUUUGGGGGCGAAAGUGCCAUUUAUCGCGAUCGAGUCAGCCUGCGACUGUCUGGGAGUCAGCAAAGAGUGUGAUUACUUCGGGCUGAAGUAUCAAAAUGCGAAGGGCGAGGAACUCUGGCUGAACCUGAGGAACCCCAUAGAGCGGCAGACCGGUGGUGGCGUGGCGCCUCUAAGAUUCGCUCUGAGGGUUAAAUUUUGGGUGCCGCCUCACCUGUUGCUGCAAGAGGCUACCAGGCACCAAUUCUACCUGCACUCGCGCCUCGAGCUGGUCGAGAAUAGAUUGAAGGUAGCGGACUGGGGCUCCGUGGCCCGUCUGGUCGCCCUGAUAGCGCAAGCCGACGGUGGUGAUUACGAUGCGCUGUCACCUCCGCACGCGCUUUACUCCCAAUGCUGUCACAUACAACCCGCGGAGCCGUGCGAGCCGAAACCGCAAGACUUCCUGCUCCGGAUAGUGCAGCAACACAAGGAAAUCAAGGGGAUGAAAGCGUCGACCGCUGAAUAUUGGCUCUUGAAAGAGAUAUCAAACCUCGAUGCAUUCGGGCAGGAAAUGUUUCACAGUAAAUUUGGAUACAACGGAGUGUCUAUGAUCGGCGUGGGUCCGCACGGAAUCACCGUCUAUCGCAAUCAGGACGAAGAGACACAAAACAUACCGUAUACAGCUAUACAAAGCGCUACGUCACAACGGCGGAUGUUCCACCUGGUUUACCUCUCACUCGACGGCGAGGAGACGUCGUUGGACUUUAAAUUAGACUCGAGCCAGUCCGCCAGCGGGCUUUACAGAGCAAUCACCGAGAAACACGCGUUCUACAGCUGCGAAACUGUUAGAAGCGCCGUCACCGCGCAAUUCAUCCGCGAUUUAAAGGGGACAAUAAUUUCCAUUUUCAACGAGGACUCGACCCUGGGUAAAAAAUAUGUGUUCGACAUACGUAGGACCUGCCGGGAGGUAUAUGACAAUGCGCGACGUGCGCUUUAUUGCGAGGCGGCGACCAUAGCCCUGCCGGAGGAGGACGAGAUUCUCGAGAGGCAUGCCUGCGGGGAGUGCGAGAAUCCUAAGUGCAAGGAAUCUCGGGAAUGCCUGGCGAGAUUGCUGGACGCUAUGCUCUGCCGAAUCUGCAUGGACCGGAGCCUGGAUACGGCUCUAUUUCCCUGCGGACACGCGGUGGCCUGUUUGGACUGCGCCCGUCGUUGCGAGCGUUGCCCGUUGUGUCGGGCCGACAUCGAUUACUGCCGGACGAUAUAUCUCCCACUCGAGCUGACACACAUCGACAAGCACAACCCGAAGCUGCUAUCGGAGACGAUCGAGCCCGUGUUUAGCAAGCCGCUGACGGAGGAGAUAAAAGACAAAAAAAUUUUGGACAGCGAGGCGUCGGUGAACAAUAACAUUUGAGAGCGGCGGGUCAGACUCGGCGCGUUCGAAAGAUUCUUCAGAAUCGUCACUUGUCGUGCGGGAAGGGCAUAUUGAGACGUGGAGCACUUUUCUAUUUACCCAUCGAGCGACCGACCGAGUCUUUUUUCGACGUUUGUUGGACCGCACGUCGCGGCGACGCUCGUUGGGUUUCAAUUUUUAAAACUUUUAUCUCGCGCGAUUUUUCAAACUUUUAUCUCAGUCACGUUUAACUGCAUGUCUUAUUCAAUAUUAUUUCGAUGUUUUUCUGCUGUCAUCCUUAUCUGUUUAAUUUAUAAGAAAAACGAUACCUUUAUACGUAAGAUUAUAAAUAUCCUUUUUACAGAUGAUUUUGUUACCGAGAGAAUGAUUCAACACACUUACUCCGACAAUGUUAUUGAUAUUAUUCCUUAAUUUUGAAAUUAUGUGGAACAUUGUUAGAUAUAGAAUCGCGUUCUUAACAUUUUAAUAUAGAUGAAACUAUUAAGGCAGAUUUUUCUUGGUUCUUUGACCAAAGAAAUAUAUUUCUCGGGAAUAGUUACGCUGAUUUUUUUUUUUUUAAUAGUUAACAAACAGGGUGUGAAAAUACAGAAAUUGAGAAAUGAUUUUGAUGGUACUGUGAUUAAAAAUGAUAUUGUUGAGAAGGCACAGGUUUGUGAAUGCUUGAAAUACGAGGUUUGCAUAGAUAUAUCCAACGAGGAAAUCAUGGUCGUUGUGUCUACAUAUUCGUAAUGGUGUUACAAAUAGUCCCUUUAAUCAAGCAGCCGAAAAGUGCUAUUAGCAGCAGUGGAUCUAAUGAGAAACAGCGCUGCCAAUGUGUGUGAACAAAUAUAAUCUAUAUUAUACAAGAGCGAAAAGCACUCGGUGUGAAUUUUUAUUUUUAACUGAUGAUUGGACCAAUUUUUUCUUUGUUAUUUCAUAAUCUUUCUCAAUUAUUCUAUGUUCCUCUUAGAAAUAGAUACGCUUUUUUUUAUCAUAUGUUUACUCUGAUCUAGGUUCGCAGGUUAUACGAACACAUCGGGUCGAGACUUUUAUCGAAAUUAGUAACCCAACAUAUUUUUACUACAAUAUUCAUUAUCCAUUAUACAUAUGCGGUAUAAUUUACAAAACAACUGCUACAAUAUAGCUGCUUCUAACGGAUGUUUCGAUAAAAUGAAAUUCAAAUCGUAUCAAUAAAUUUAUAUUAAUUGCAACGUUUACAUGCAGCUUAUGAGGGACUUAGAAUAUUAUGUAUUCCAUUGUCACUUUAAUUAAACAAUAGAUCGUAGAAAUAAAAGCAACAUAAUAUGGACAUUACAUUUAGAUAUAUAUUGUGGAUCUAUUUUUAUCACACGUAACGAACAAGUAGAAUUAAAUAUGUAAUCAUUACAAAAUUAGCCAAAAAUGACUCCUCACGAGUUAUAUAUCUUACCCCCUUUUUUUUAUUGAAGCAUCCUAUGUGAAGAGAAAACUUUAUUACUAUAAUAUCUGUUUAUAUGUAUAUAAGAAAUGAGAUAACCCGCGCAGCAGUAGGGUCAAGUGAGUAAAAGUCAUGAGUUCACCAAAUGUCAAAUCUGUUUUAAUAUACUACGCGCGUACGUCAUUCUUCGAAUAAGUCAUAAUAAAAGCGAAAUGAGUUAAUUGCCUGGGCUUUGCACCUAAAAGAUAAAAGCGUAGCGUAAAAAGUCAAUGGCAUCUCAUCUUUCUAAGGAAACACGAGGAAAGGCUAUUACUGAAUAAAAAUAGCACGCAGUCUCGUUUAAAUCGUGCAUCUUAAUUAAAAAUUCGAUGCGUUACUCUUCCUUCUCGUUUCCAAUUGGUGAGAAUAGUCCGACAUUAGUGAAACGUGAGAAAAUAGCCUCUAAAUUAUUUCUAAUCCAUGAAACGUUCCAUAAACUUUAUAUGAGUGACGAGAGCGAUGGAAAGUAAAAGAGAAGGAAUGAAAAAAAUAAUAAUCGUUAUAGUCAUUUAUCAAUGCAAAGCAGAUUUAGUUUGUGAUUAUUUAUAAUAAUAGAUAAUAAUGUAUAUUUAUACGCACUGUUAUAUUUAAGGCCUUUUAAGAGAUUCCUCUUCAGUCACAAUGUAGCCUUCUUUCCAUUUGUAAAAUCUAAAUUUGAUAUUCUAUGUUAUUUUAAGACAAUUUGUAUCGCUAAUGCAAUAUGAUAGAUGAUAACGAGGCUACACUGUAUCUGUGGCAAGAUCAAAGUUUAGUCGAUUUGAGUGAUUAUUUUUUUUUUUUUUUUAUAGAUGUUAAUGCAAACAUCAGUACGUAAUACGAAAACGUAAAGUUAAAAUCGUGAUUAUGCAAUUCAAUGCAAUCUGGAAUAGGCCGCUGCCGUGCGCGUCACAGACGAGAUAAAAUAUCUUUGUCGUGAAGCAUUGCGUAUCUGCCGUGGGAUAAUCUCGAUCGACGAUAAUUAGCUGCGAAAAUUAUCGUGUUCGAUCGUUUUCGAAAUUGCGAUUAUGUUCUGCGAGAUUUCGCGAAUGUGAAAAACAAAAUAACUUUGUACCACUACUGCGUGUCGAUAGUUGUAAGAUUAUUGAUAAUGAUGACAACAAUAAUGCUAUUAUACACUACGAAUAAUAAUUUCUUGUGAUUUUAAAUCUCUGUAUAAAACGUAUAAGGGAAAAAAAAAAGAAUUCAAAAUAUUGUAGUCGAUAGAUCUGUACGGUAGGGAUGAAAAUGAUCCGUGAGAAUGAGAAAGAGAAAGUAAGGGAGAGAAUGAGAGAGGAAGCAUGUGUAUUUCUAAAAGUUAUCAUUUGCAAAGAGUAUUUUUAAAGUAUUUCCAAUUAUUUUUUAGUAUUAUAUAUCAAAAUUCCACCUGAUCCACGCGAGACGGUGGGAAAAUGCGCGCGUACAUAUGAAAUUACUCUUAUGAGACGUAAAUUUUAGCGUUAAAUACGAUGUUCCAAUCUGUUGAUUAAAUACCGUGAAAUAUUGAAA